AUGUUCACAACGCCCCAAAAGGCCCAGUCCAAAUUCGGCAACUGGUCCCCGGGCAUCUUCAAACUCAACGUCAACCUCAACCUAUUCAGCCCUACACCACCCGGUAGCGUCGCCGCCUUGAACACCCCCAGCGGCCCUACGCCGCACCCCCCUCCUCCUCCAGAUACCCCCUUCACUCCGUCGCCACCACGUCGUCGUCACGGAAGAUCUUCUCAGCCUUCUACUCCUACCGCAGCGGCUGCUGGGGCGCGCUCGGAGCCGCGUGCGCGGAGACAUGCGAGCAAGUUCGCGACGCCUACGCGCGUGCAACACUCUGCGUCGUUCAAUCGACGCGUCAAACACGCGCAGCUGCCUCCCAGGAAGGAUGCCGCACCACACCCACCAUCCUCCUCAUCUUCAUCAGCACCAGACCCAGCUGCCGCAGACUCCCAACCCGGUUUCACAGAGCUCAAACAACAAGUCGUCGCCACAUCCCGCGAGUCCAAAGUCGCGCCCAACCCCGAAACGCAGAUCUUCCUCGCGCAGCUCGAGAAGCUCGAUUUCAUGCGUGAGGUCGUGGAGGCGCGGAUUAAUACUUACACCGACGAUGUCGAUGAGGAUGGGGAUGCCGCCAAGGAACACAGAGCAAAUCAGAAGGCGGAGAAAGCGCGUAGGGUUGUUGCUGAGCAGCGGCGCGUGGAGGAGCAGAGGCGCGUGCGCGCACGCGCGCGCGAGCGGGAGAGGGAGAGAGAGAGGGAUAUGAAGAGGCAGAGAGAGAAAGAGCUGGAGACGCAGGCGGAGGCGGAGGUGCGAGCGCUGGAGAACGCGAUGCACGCGAAGAGGCAGCGGCAGCGCGCUGAGAUGUUAGAGCGCGAGCGGCUCCGCGAAGAGAGGGAGGCUGCUGAGAAGGAGGAGGCGCGGCUUGAUACCAUGCGCAGGAAGCAGGCGGCGCAAAUGGCAAAGCAGGCGGCGCAGGUUGCUGCUAUGAAGGAGAGGGAGCGGCGCGUGGAGGAGGAACACGCUGAGAGAGUUGAGAGACGGCGGAGAGAGGAUGAGGAGGCGCGGAUUGCUGCGCAGAUGGGGGAUGCGGCUAGACGGGAGCGUGAGCGACGCGAGCGAGAGGCCCGAGUUCAGGAGCUUGAGCAGCGCCGACGCGAGCAAGAUGCCCGACUUCAGGAGGAGAAUGCGAAGCUUGAGCAGCGCCGACGUGACGAAGAGGCGCACCGUCUUGCUGAAGCUGAAGCUGCUAGACUUAAGCUCGAGGAGCAGCGUCGCCAGGAAGCAGAAGCUGCCCGGCGUGAGCAGCAGCGUCUCGAGGAAGAGUCCCUUCGCUUCGCAGCAGAACAAGAGCGCAUCAAGCGAGAAACAGAAGCUAGAGCUAGAUGGGAUCAAGAACUCGAGGCAGAGAGGCGACGUCGAGAAGAAGAAGCGCAUGCUGCUGAAAUACUCCGCAAGGCAGAGGAGGCAGCACGAUGGCGCCAACAAGAGCUCGCUGAGAAACGUGCGCGCGAGGCAGAGAGGAUGGCGCGCGAGGCGCGGGAGCUGGCACGUACGGCGCUCGAGCACGCGCGGGUUACGCUGGGGCAUGCACGGGCAGAGGCGGAGCGGGCACGGCGGGAUGUUGAGAGCGCGCGUGCGCAGGCGGAGGAGGCGCGUCGGGAGGCCGAGCGCGCGUUUGCGCGCGCGCAGGCUGAGGCGAUUCACCUCCGUUUCCAGACGGAACAGGACGCGCUGCAGUGGGCGGAGCGCUUGAGAGCGCAGUUUAUUGUGGAGGACCAGGAGCGCCAGGCUGCGAAUGCGCAGAGAGAGCGCGAUUUGGCUGCGAAGGAGGAGCGUAUCCGCGACGCUGAGGAGGCGUUCAGGCGCAAGGAGGCGGAGUUUGCGGCGAAUCAGUAUGCUCAGUGGAAUAAUCAGCAACAGUCUACUCCUCCUCCGCAAUAUGGACAUGAACAAUAUCAACAUUCUCCUCCUCAGCAGCAUAAAAACUUUAAUUACCACCAGCAGCAACAAGAACGACAACAGCAGCAGCAAUACCAAUACUAUCAACAACAGUAUCAACAGCAACAUUUCCAGCAGCACCAACAAACCUACGAGCAUCACGAUACCGACGUGCCAAUGCGCGACGCGUCCUUCAUCGUCGAUAUGGACGCGUCAAUGCAAGACCUCCCCCCGCGCCCACCAACUCCUCCUCCUUCCCCCCCUCCUCCUCCCCCUCCUCCGCCAGCAGAACCCACACCAGAACCAGGACCAGAACCCAUACCACUCACAGCAGCCAACUUCUACGACCAAUACGAAAAAUCCUGGAAAUCCCUGCUCAAACACACACCCAACCACACCCUCCAACUCACACACAUCAAAUGGCCCGUCCUGCACCGCGUCACAUCGCCCCUCGACAUCACCGACGAAGCAGUAAGGCACUUCUACACCAACCCCACGCGUCCAGUGAAUCUGCAGGUUCCGAUAAGGAGUCUGUGUAGGAAGGAAUUGUUGCGCUGGCAUACGGAUAAGUUUGCGGCGAAGUUUGUGGAUAAGGUUGUGCCGCAUGAGUGGCCUACGGUUCUUGAAUGUGUGCUGGUUGUGAAUCGGUUUUUGGUGCAGUAUAAUCAGGAGCGAGGCUAG
Molecule: messenger RNA, 2598 nt
Organism: Psilocybe cubensis
Lineage: Eukaryota; Fungi; Basidiomycota; Agaricomycetes; Agaricales; Agrocybaceae
Exons: 1
Coding region: 1-2598 (865 amino acids)
Source: RefSeq, a predicted model, not a curated record